Messenger RNA from Toxotes jaculatrix (banded archerfish), 3140 nucleotides. It is a transcript of the gene acsf2, whose product is annotated as acyl-CoA synthetase family member 2. Gene Ontology annotation, molecular function: medium-chain fatty acid-CoA ligase activity. Bases 528 to 2369 code for a protein of 613 amino acids. The record is from RefSeq and is a predicted model, not a curated record. Gene Ontology annotation, biological process: fatty acid metabolic process. The transcript has 16 exons. Lineage: Eukaryota; Metazoa; Chordata; Actinopteri; Toxotidae.
CAAAAUGUGUUUUUCCUUCUUGUUUUCUUCCUCUUCUGUUGUUUCCUCGACCGUGAUGUUUAAUAGCAGACUCCAAGUUUCUCUGUUCUCACCUUAAAUCUUAUUAUUAUUAUUAUUUUUUUUUUGGACUCCGGUCAAAUGUAAUGAAAUUUGAAGAACAGUUCAGAGUAACUGAAGACAGAAGCAGUUAUUCCAGGCAGAUUAUUUUCUGUGUCAGACAUUAUCUCUACAGUUUCAGCUUUAGUGAAUGUGGCUUAGUGGUCGGCCCCCAACCUUUGGCGCCACCCGCAGGACAGUGGCGGUCCAUGAAAACACGGUAUCAGCGCUGUGGCGACGGAUCAAGGUCUGAACAAGGAGUUGCCAACAGUCACACACCGCUCUUUCCUGGAAGACGAGCACUUUCCUCCUGUCCACUGUCAGCGGGGGCCUCUCCUCCUGCAGCCACCUGAGGAACUUCUCCGGGUCCUGAACCAGCCGGUCCAACCAGCUUCAGUGCAGAGGGGCACGGCGAGCCGCAGCUGCACACGAUGAUCCCCAACAUUGCCUUCUGCUCCCGGUCUCUUCGGAACAUCUGCGCCUUUUCCAGAGCCGUGAAAGUUUUGCGGAGACCGUGGACACGUCAGCCCGGACUGUGUGCAGCAAGCCGUGGCAUCCAUGUGGACUCUCCGCCCAUCGUCCCAAGUCUCAUCACCAGUUAUGCCCACGGCACGUCGUCCACUUCUUUGCUCCACUCUACAGUAGGAGAGACUCUGCUGAGGACUGUGGAGCGCUGGCCUGACAGAGAGGCAGUGGUGUUCCUACAAGAUGGAGUCCGCAAAACCUUUGCACAGUUGCAACAGGAUGUGGACCAGGCCGCAGCUGGACUCCUGGCUCUUGGACUGAAGAAAGGAGACAGGCUCGGCAUGUGGGGACCCAACACAUAUGAAUGGAUCCUGUUCCAGUUUGCUACAGCCAAAGCUGGCAUUAUAUUGGUUUCUGUGAACCCAGCGUACCAGCUGCAGGAGGUGGAGUUUGCGCUGCGGAAGGUCGGGUGUAAAGCUAUAGUUUGCCCCUCACAGUUUAAGACUCAGAAGUACUGUGACAUGCUGCGACACAUAUGUCCAGAGAUCGAGUCGUCCAGCCCAGGAGACAUCAGGAGCGCCAGACUCCCAGAUCUCCGCUCUGUGAUUGUUCUGGAUAGUCGACAACCAGGAAUGUUCCAUCUGGAGGACGUGAUGCAGGCCGGCAGCAGCCAGUACAUACAGCAGCUUCAGGAUCUGCAGAACAAGCUGUCGUUUGACGACCCAGUAAACAUCCAGUUCACCUCGGGUACAACUGGAGCUCCAAAGGGCGCCACCUUGUCCCAUCACAACAUUGUCAACAACGCCUACUUUGUUGGCAGAAGAGUGGGAUACACCUGGAGGCCUCACACUCGUAUCUGUCUGCCUGUGCCUCUGUACCACUGCUUUGGCUCUGUGGGUGGUGGGAUGUGUAUGGCCGUUCAUGGCGUAUCCGUGAUCUUUCCCUCCCCUGGGUACGAUGGAAAGGCCAACAUAGCGGCUCUGGAGAGUGAAAGGUGCACGUUCAUCUACGGCACGCCCACCAUGUAUGUCGAUAUGGUUAACCAGCCAGAUUUGCCUAAACAUGACUUGUCAUCAGUGGAAGCAGGCAUCAUGGCUGGUUCCCCUUGUCCUCCAGAGCUUGUGAGGAAGGUCAUAUCUGUAAUGGGCAUCAAGGAAAUAACAAUUGGAUAUGGAACCACAGAGAACAGCCCUGUGACGUUCUGCGGUUCCCCAACAGACAACAUGGUGAGGAAGUCUGAGACAGUCGGCUACAUCAUGGACCACUUAGAGGCUAAAAUAGUGAACCCUACAACUGGAGAGCUCGUACCUCUGGGGAUGAUGGGGGAGAUUAUGAUCAGAGGAUACUGUGUGAUGUUGGAGUACUGGGGCGACAAGGCCAAAACAGAGGAGACCAUCACUAAAGAGGGCUGGUACAAAACCGGAGACAUUGGCAGCAUGGACGGCUACAGCUACUGUCGCAUUGAUGGCAGGAUUAAAGACAUGAUCAUCAGAGGAGGAGAGAACAUUUACCCAGCAGAGAUCGAACAGUUCCUGCACACACACCCCAAAGUGAAGGAGGCGCAGGUGGUUGGAGUGGAGGAUGCCCGAAUGGGUGAAGAAGUCUGUGCCUGUAUCAAACUGGUAGACGGACAGAACUGCACUGCAGAAGAAAUCAAAGCUUUCUGCAAAGGGCAGAUUGCUCACUUCAAGAUUCCUCGCUACGUCCUUUUUGUAACCAGCUACCCGCUCACCAUCACUGGAAAGAUCCAGAAGCACAAACUUCGUGAGGAGGCUGAGAAGCAGCUGGGACUGAAGAAGGGACAAUGAGAGGCUCUGCUCAUGUAUGGAGACAAUUCAAUUACUGUAUAUUCUGCACCACAAACAACAAUUGGGAUCAUGUACCCAGCCAUCAGAGCAUAUUAAAACGUCUGGAGAUAUAAUAAUAACAGAUGACCUGAGCCUCUGCAGACGUGUGAUAGACGGGUAUGAAGCUGAAUCCUCCUGUAACCAGCUUGUUAAAGGACAAGUGUGGUCAUGUUAUGUAUUUUUCUCACUGUCAACAAAUCACAUGAAAAGACCAAAACCAACAAUGAAUUGAUCUGAUGACAACUGUAAAUACUCACUACAGCACAAGGUGCGUAUUAAUCCGCAGCUGAAAAUAGUCCCAAUUUACUGAAGUUUCACAUUUGUUUGAGAAGCGUUUGUUAAAAACCACAGAGACUAGAUGUUUCAGGAAGUUACUGAGUCUUUUAUACAAAUGAAACUAUAUAUUUGUGAGACAUUUUUAAAGAUUUCCAUCCUCACUGGGUCAAACACGGGGUAGGGAAGCUGUAAAGCUUUUAACGUAAUGUUUGUUCUGGUGUUUUCAUGGGAUUUGUUGACAGUAAGAAAAACAGAGUAACACCAAUUUAUCCUUUAACAAAGUGCUGAAACCACUGUACUCAGCCUUAUAUUGAAGAUCAGUGCAGAACGUAUUGUACCCCAUAGUUCCCCACUGUUCUUCUGUUGUAUCCUGCAGAAAGCAAUAAAAAAUAUUCUCUUUUAUAUUUUUUUUACAUCAACUUGAAAUAAACUUUGAACCACAUUAUUAAAACCAGG